CCCUGACUACACACCCUCUCUCCAUCUCCAUGGCGACAGCCCCACCGACCCACUCACUUCGUCUCUCAACUUCCUCCCUCCUCAUCGCUCGUCCAGCGCCGGACUCAACCGAAUCUUGGCCGAAGAGUCAGGUGACCAGUUCCGGCUGGCUCUGCCCGGGCGGGUCUACCGCUCUUACUCCGACGCUCACGUUACCAUGCCGACGUCAGGGUUCCCCGGUCGCCCGUGGCAACCAGAGGGGGGUGGGGCCGUGUGUCCCCUGGAUCGCAAGCAGUUCUUCAAGAGGUUUCAGAAGGCUCUCAAGUACGCAGCGGGGAUCAGCCGGCCUCAGCCACACCCCCCUGAGACCCCGUUCCAUCCCCACAUGUCCCGGUUCCAUUCCGAGAACCUUGGACUGGAAAACCCUCAAGCUCGUGUGAUGGAAGAGUUGUGGGUGGAGCUACAGGCUCAUCUCCAGGGGCGACAGAAAGAGGAGCAGAGAGAGUGGCUCCACUAUUUCUCUCAAGAGAGGGUGUCGAAGGUCCUCAUGCAGGUGGUUCAUUUCCAAAUAGUGCCCACUGCCGAUCCGACGGUCAAGUCUCAACACCAUGUUCCAGGCUGCCCCCGACUACCAGCCAUGUAACCAUGGCAACGGGAGUCACCGGGAGGGGUACGAGGUGGUGGGGGAGGGGCCAGACGAAGGGAAGAGAGAUAGUCCAGAGAAAUGUAGCACCGACUCUUCCACUGUGAUGGGUGACGAUGGGGGAGGAGGGGAGGAGGAAGAUGUAAUGUCUUCCGUGACGACUUCGCUCCGUUCCCAGCCGUGGUCCGUGGACUCCAAUGACGAUGUUCCUCAACACAACAAGAUAGCACCACAAGAGUUCCUCAGUCCAGCCCAAAACUCUGCCGUCUCCAAGGUAACAGACAUCCUGGAGCAACUGGAGAGGGUGGAGGGCACGUUUCAAAACCGUCGGAAUAUUGGAGACGAGCAUCCGCAAUACCGCACUCUCAGUUUCAGGAGAAAGGUUGACGCACUCACUCUGUGGUUGAAGGUUACGAAGGGAUUAGCGCAGGCCUUGGCGACGUUGUCUGGGUGGCUGGGCAUGGGCCAUCAUCGUCCCGGAAAUGUGCCGGGAAGAGGGAGAGUGUUCCAGGUCCACUAGCAACGAAUCCAAGACUGUUUCGUUUGCCCUCGGCGGUGAGGGGGAGAAGGAGGAGGAAGAGGGGGGCUCCAAAUUGUUCUCCGUCGGUUCCCCCACAGGCGAUUUUCUCGACCCCCAACAGUCGCUGAAACGGUUCGCCAGUAGGGGUCAGAGUUCGUCCGGGGGGUCGGUAGUAUCUCGAGGGACCCUCCAACGAAUGUUCAGUAGUUACCAGAGUAUGUCGGUGGAAGGGGGGCUGAGGGGGCCGUACAGGAAAUUUGUUGACGGGGGUCUGAAGACAAAGGGUCUGAGGAAGUUGAUGGAAGUGGUGCAGAAUUUCAUAACUCCGGUUCAGGAGUUGUGUGCUGCGGCGCUGACUCCUGUGGUCACGGGUCAGGGUACAGAGGAUACUGACGACGCCAGUCAGGAGGAGCUGGAGAGGCGACCUCUGCUUGGUCUCAGGGCCUACCUCGCACCCCUCCCCUCCUCCGCCCAGUCGUUUGAACACUACCGGAGCCACACCCACAGCUCCGCCUACCCCACCCACGAGGUGACGUACGAGAGGACGAUGUCGGUGAACUCUCUGGACUGGGGUCUGGAGUUUGAGUCGAUCAACCUUCCUCACUUCGGACGGCAGUAUAUCCAAUUAGUGCACAUCCCUCUGGACGUGAUGCACGAGUGUCUGAAGCUUCAGUUGGGGUUGCAGCUGCCAGACAAACCGUCUCCUCUCAGUGUGCGACAGCUGGUCACCGAAUGUCGCAACACUCUCGGGGAAGCCAUAGAGGUCCGCAAGAAGUACCGAGAGGUCAUGGAGGUCGUAACCCGUAGCGACCACUCCAAGGAGCAAGUCGAUAAAGACAUGGAGUUCUUUGAAAGUGACCUGAACAGAGUACUCAUGAUCUAUUUCAACUACCUGCAGAAGUGGGUCCAUCUCUCCACUGGCCAUGUUCUGGAGGAUGAAUGGAGACACGUGAAGAAGAUUUGCUCCCACAUCAGAUCUGGAGAGGCUGAGGCAGGCCGAAGAUUCUGUGACAUGGCGGCUCACCUGCUGGAUUCGACGGGAGACAUGUUUGAAGCUAGAAUGGACGAAACGUGUCAUCAUCUCCAUGAUCUGGAGAACAGCUACGAGGAGCAGAGGUCCUAUUCACUGGAGUCGUGUAGACAGUUCAGAUCUCUGUUUGUGGAAGUGAGGGAACAAGCAUCGAAGGCCAUCGGAUUCGCAAAGAUGUUGAGAAAGGACCUGGAGAUAGCGGCUGAUUUCACAGUGACGGUCGGACCCGGUGAGCUGUUGGAGGGACUGCGGGCCUCUGACCACGCCCGGGUGGAGCUGCCCAGCCCCACGGGGAAGAUGGUGUUUGUUCCUGACCUCAUGAGAGAGAGUGUUGAAGACAUUCAGCAGCUCUUGAGCGCCAGUUUCGCGUACUCUGACCCCAGCCUCGAUCUCAAAGACUCGUACAUUCUCCUGGUUGCCAUGGAUAUGUCGGGCAGCGAGUGGGCGGGGCACGUCGUGGACCUGAAGGUGCCCGCCGAAACCACCAUCGCCGUCUCUGAGAUGCAGAUUGAAUGUGUAAAGAUGAUAGUGGCAAGCUCCGCCCACCUAGCCGCCUGUCGGACAUCUUUCCUCAACGCUCUGGGAAAGGCCGUUCUUCUCACCAACGAGCAGACCUCCAGCCACGAGAAUGUUGCCACGAGGAUUCAUGACCUCAAGCAUGCAGCGUGUAAGCUGGCGGACCAGCUGAUAAUGGGCGGCCACCAAGUGAGGUGCAGCUGUGUUCGGAGGAGAGGGGGAGUGAGGACACCAGCUAUCAGACCGCCAUGCACGCCUGCUUCAACCUCGGAUUCGAGUAUAUCAGAGAUGUGUUCCGACUGGUGGGGGAAGACGUGGCCUACAGGAAACUGGGAGACCAGAUUCUCGAGUACGCUCAGCUCUGGAUGA
Messenger RNA from Geodia barretti, 3057 nucleotides. Lineage: Eukaryota; Metazoa; Porifera; Demospongiae; Tetractinellida; Geodiidae. The record is from the annotation of a GenBank genome assembly.